Molecule: messenger RNA, 3531 nt
Organism: Bombina bombina (fire-bellied toad)
Lineage: Eukaryota; Metazoa; Chordata; Amphibia; Anura; Bombinatoridae
Gene: BBS9
Product: Bardet-Biedl syndrome 9
Exons: 22
Coding region: 157-2718 (853 amino acids)
Biological process (GO): cilium assembly
Cellular component (GO): BBSome; membrane
Source: RefSeq, a predicted model, not a curated record
GCUGCGGAGGAGGUUGAGUGAGUAGAGUAUUAGCUGAAGGUAGAUGGAUGGCUGAGUGUGAGUCUAGGUAGAGUGCCACCGGAGUGACGUCACCAACUGUAACCUCGCAGACCGGACACACAGAGCCGGUAACCUUAAUAAUCAUAUUCUACAAAAAUGUCUUUAUUCAAAGCUCGAGACUGGUGGUCCGCUACACUGGGAGAGAAUGAAGAAUUUGAUCAAGGAUGUUUGUGUGUGGCUGAUGUUGACAACAGUGGCUCAGGUCAAGACAAAAUAAUUGUGGGCAGUCACAGUGGCUUCCUCCGAAUAUUUUCUCCUCACUCUUUGAAAGCUGCUGAAGGGAUUCAGGCUGAAGAUUUGCUACUAGAAGUCCAUUUGCGGGAUCCUGUGCUUCAAGUGGAAGUUGGAAAAUUUGUUUCGGGCACUGAACUUCUUCAUCUAGCGGUACUACAUCCCAGAAAGCUGUGUGUAUAUUCGGUCUCAGGUACUCUAGGAAAUGUUGAACAUGGUAACCAAUAUCAAAUAAAGCUAAUGUAUGAACACAACCUUCAGAGGACUGCCUGCAACAUGACACAUGGGCCAUUUGGAGGAGUAAAAGGAAGGGAUUUGAUUUGUAUCCAGUCAAUGGAUGGAGUACUAAUGUUUUUUGAACAGGAAAGCUAUGCAUUUGGCAGAUUUUUGCCAGGAUUUCUUUUACCCGGUCCCCUGAGCUAUAAUCCAAGAGCAGAUUCCUUUGUUACAGUCUCAUCCUGUCGACAAGUUGAAAGCUACAAAUACCAGGUGCUUGCUUUUGCAACGGAUGCAGAUACCAGGAAGGAGACAGAACAGCAAAAAAUUGGAGCAGCAAAGAAACUGGUGGCCGACUGGAUGCUGAGCAUUGGUGAACAGGCACUGGAUAUUUGCAUCGUCUCCUUUAAUCAGACAGCUUCCUCUAUUUUUGUUCUUGGCGAAAGAAACUUCUUCUGCCUGAAGGAGAAUGGACAGAUCCGCUUCAUGAAAAAACUUGAUUACAGUCCAAGCUGCUUCCUUCCAUAUUGUUCAGUGACUGAAGGAACAAUAAACACAUUGGUCGGAAACCAUAAUAAUAUGUUGCUUGUGUACCAGGACGUGACAUUGAAGUGGGCAGCUCAGCUUCCGCACAUACCAGUUGCAGUAAAAGUUGCUAAUUUCCAGGAUCUAAAGGGUGUUAUUGUCACCCUGAGUGACAGUGGACAAUUACAGGGCUCAUACCUUGGCACUGAUCCUUCCCUCUUCCAGGCUCCUAAAGUAGAAUCCAGGGAUAUCAACUAUGAUGAACUUGAUGUCGAAAUGAAAGAACUUCAGAGAAUUAUCAAGGAGGCUUCAAAAACACAAGAUAUUUUGCCAAAGAUGGAAAAAGAAGAUGAUUUGACGUUAGUGGCAGCUGUGUCUUCUGACCUUGAUUCUGUAUCACAAGCAGUUGACAGUGAAGUGGAGUCCGAAGUCAUCCCUUCUGUGACUGUAAAGCUCUCUGUAAAAAGCAGACUGGCUGUACAAAAGUCCAUGGUGUCUAUAUAUGUCCCUCAGCCUUUGGCACUUACUCAAGACCUAUUCAUUUUUGAUUCCAUAGAGCCUGGCAUAACUAAAACAGUAAGUUUUUCUGUGUACCAGAAGGGUAAAUGUCCUCCAGCCGACCUUGAAGGAAGUGCAGUGGUUUCAUUCAGCACACCAACAGAACUGAAUCCUGAAGGUGUUCCUCGAGUUGUGCAAUGUAAAUUCCGUCUCCCGCUAAGGCUAAUUUGCUCCCCUAUUCAGGCUUCAAAAGCUGCAAGUCACAAACUGACUAUUGAUACCAACAAACCUCCUGUAAACCUAAUAUACCUCUUUCCAGACUUUUUAGAUCGAGUAGAGGAUGACCAGAUCAAUGUUUUAGGAUUCCAAUUACUGGCUGGCAAGAAGGUCACUCUUCUUGCGUCUAAAACAUCUCAACGCUAUAGGAUUCAGAGUGAACAGUUUGAAGACCUCUGGCUUAUAACGAGAGAGCUUGUUUUGCGUUUCGAGGAAUAUUUUCAGAAGCAAGGAGUCAAAGACUUCACGUGUUCUUUUUCAGGCCCAUUGCCCCUGCAAGAAUAUUUUGAACUAAUUGACCAGCAUUUUGAGCUCCGAUUGAACAUAGAGAAGUAUGAAAAUCUAUUAUCUGAACGUGCAGUACAGUUUCGAGCCAUCCAGAGACUUCUUUUAACACGUUUCAAAGAUAAGACUCCUACUCCUUUGCAGAAUUUGGACACUUUGUUGGAUGGUACCUACAGGCAGAUAAUUGGUAUAUCAGAUGCAAUGGAUGAAGCUCAACAAAACCUGUCCAGAGCAUUCAUAAGACUGAAGAGUGCCACCCAUUUAAUGAUUAUACUGAUUGGAUUGUGGCAUAAACUUAGCAAAGACCAGAUGGGCAUUCUACAGGCAACAUUCCUACCAUUACUGCAGGAUGGGCAAGAGCUGGGUUGGGAAGAGUCAGUGGAUGCUGCAGUAUCUCAUUUGUUACGAACAUGUCUGUCUAAAAGUUCUAAAGAACAAGCUCUCAAUUUAACUAGUCAGCUAAGCAUACCAAAAGAUACGGCCAGACUAAAGAAGCAUGUCACCUUAUUGUGUGACAGACUGGCCAAAGGUGGGAGGCUUUCUCUAAGCGCUGACUCAGGAUCUCAACAAGCCAUUGUGAUGCCAGGAUUCCCCAUGAAUGCUACAGUCCCUGUGAGCAAUGCAUAGUCUGCAUUCCAAUCUGAUUAUUAAAAUCUUAUGCACAUUUUAGUAGAUUGAAAAUUGCAAGUAUGACAUUAUCUGAUGUCCUAACACUGUGCACUUCGGACUAAAUAUGGAAGAGGAAAGGGAGAAUACAGAAUACGCGGAAGCCCAGGUCCAACAGCGAUAGCUAUAAAAGGGCAGUGGAAAGUCACAUUGAAGAUCUCCUUGAAGUCCGUUCUUAUUGAACUUUGCCUAGAACAAUCAAGAUGAAGCUUUAUUUCCGUGCAAGUCUAGAGGGACGUGUGUAUGCAGCUAGACAAGAGAUACUGAGUAUCCAAUGUAAUACAGUUUUUUAGCGUUUAUGAUCAUUGUUAAGAAAUCCUAAUGUUUUAUAAAAACAAAUAUGGUUACCUGUUUUACAGUGACUUUACAGACAUAGUAAAUAUAUGUAUUAUAAGUUAGAUAUUAUCACGUAUAUAUCGGGGAAGUAGAAAAUACAUAAUGUUUUCUCAGGCUAACUUAUUUAGUAACUCAGUUAUUUCAUGGAUUUUAUUUUUUCAAUUAGCCAACUUGGUGUAUGUAAUAUCAUCAAUAAUCCUAAACUAGCAACCUAUGCUACCAGCCACAGUUUCCUGUACCAUCUGUAAAUGUUGUAAACCAGUCUACAACCUGCAUUUUGUGAACAUAUACUGUUUCUGAAAUGUGUAGGGUAAGUUAGUACAAAUGUUAUGAGAUACAGGUUAUCCAGUUACUUAACACUUUUUUUUGUUUUUGGAACAAAGGUAAUAUUAUAAUUCCACAAAACAAUUUAAAGUGAAUGUAAAUUUUGAUGUUUAA